Messenger RNA from Lampris incognitus (smalleye Pacific opah), 1386 nucleotides. RefSeq names its product zona pellucida glycoprotein 3c (gene zp3c). NCBI's taxonomy places the organism in Eukaryota, Metazoa, Chordata, Actinopteri, Lampriformes, Lampridae. The record is from RefSeq and is a predicted model, not a curated record. Gene Ontology annotation, biological process: egg coat formation; positive regulation of acrosome reaction; binding of sperm to zona pellucida. Gene Ontology annotation, cellular component: extracellular matrix. Gene Ontology annotation, molecular function: acrosin binding. Bases 1 to 1386 code for a protein of 461 amino acids. The transcript is spliced from 8 exons.
AUGGGCCUGUUCAUAGUUGGGUUUUUCCUGCUUAUGUGUUGCUCUGCUUAUUGUCAUACAUUUCGAGGUGUUACUGAAUAUGGUCCAUUUAUUCGGGAUCCUGAAUUUGAAUGGAAUGAGAUGAAGAGAGCGAUAGCUGCUGAAAAAGCUCAAGAGAUAACACCCAAGGCCAAAUUCUGGAGGAGUGGGUUCGAAGCCAGGAGAGUUCCUGAGUAUCUACGUAUCCCAGCCUCUGCGGACCAAAAGGAACGGUUUAAGCCGGAGAAGGGUACUAGACCAUUGCCUGAGUCUGUCAAGCAUAUGCUGCUUGUCACUGCUGGCCCUGCAACCACUGCUACAACGAGCAAGCCAGACUCAGUUGAGCUGCUGUGCCAUGUUGAUAGAAUGUAUGUGAGAGUUAAAAGAGCGCUCUUUCAAAGUAAGACAGCAUACAAAUACUUAACACUGGGCACCUGUCCAGUUAAUGCAGCCACUGAAGAGCACUACUACCUUCUGUAUCUGCUGAAAACUAAUUGUGGAUUCAAUAGACAGAGUUAUGCGGACUAUGUGUCCUUUAACAAUGUGGUGUCCUUUAAGCCUGAUCCUACUUCUCCGAUUGUGAGGGAGCUUCCAUUCCAAAUACCUGUUCAAUGCAACUACCACAGGAUUCAUCACUCCUAUAGAGUUGGCUUCUACCCCAAGCUACAGGGAGGCACAGUCUUCAAAGGACUCAAAUCUCAAACUGGUGUGCUCCUCAUCCCUCAAGAUGCAUCAGGACAAGAGAUCACUGGAUCCAAAAUGUACACACUAGGACAGCCGAUGUAUUUUGAGGCCAAACUGUCUUACACAGCAGCCCAGACGUCUGGAGACCCAAGGGUUUAUGUUAACAAGUGCUUCGUGACGGCGACUUCGGACCCCAACUCGGCACAAAAAUAUGCAGUGAUUGACAACCAAGGUUGUAUGAUUGAUGGCAAGAUGACUGAACAGUCCAAGUUCCUUACUCACACCUCCAAGUUGAGCCAGAAGUUCCGCAUUGGUGCUUUUGUAUUUCAAGACAUGGCUUCCAAUUUGGCUUCACCAAAGCGCCUCUACAUGCACUGCGAGAUCACUUUGGGCACAACACCUCCAACUCCAAGUUGGAAAGCCUGCAAUUAUGACUCGGCUACCAAAAAGUGGAAGGAGUUGUAUGGUGACGACUCGGUGUGCAUCUGCUGUGACUCCUCCUGCUCCACAGUACUACCAAAGGCUUCCAGGGCCAUGGUCUCGAGUCAUUCUUGGCAAGUUGACUACAGCAAGCAUGAAAAAGACGAGUCUGAGCCCCAGUUCAAAUCUUUUGAACCCAACUGGAUCAACGAGGGAGACGAUGAGGACUUGCUCACCUUGUGGGAGCAUGGCUCUAAAAAGUAG